Messenger RNA from Euleptes europaea (tarantolino), 2913 nucleotides. It is a transcript of the gene GPAM, whose product is annotated as glycerol-3-phosphate acyltransferase, mitochondrial. Lineage: Eukaryota; Metazoa; Chordata; Lepidosauria; Squamata; Sphaerodactylidae. Gene Ontology annotation, biological process: phospholipid biosynthetic process. Bases 103 to 2592 code for a protein of 829 amino acids. The transcript is spliced from 20 exons. Gene Ontology annotation, cellular component: plasma membrane; mitochondrial membrane. Gene Ontology annotation, molecular function: glycerol-3-phosphate O-acyltransferase activity. The record is from RefSeq and is a predicted model, not a curated record.
UGUAUAUCUAGGGUAGUUCUUGCUUUGACAGUUAUACAACUAUUCCUUAACAUUGAGUUUAUUGUCUUUUGAAGCUCAUGUUAUUGAAUUAAAUUGUGUGUCAUGGAUGAUGCUGCUUUGUCACUUGGAGCGAUAGAUGUUUCUUAUUCGUCAUCUUCAGCAGAAUGCACUGUAUCUAGAUGUAAACACUCCAGUGAAGAAUGGGGCGAAUGCAAUUCUAGACCUACUGUUUUUCGGUCAGCCACUUUAAAAUGGAAAGAAACUCUGCUGGGCAGGAAAAGACCAUUUGUGGGACGUUGUUGCUACGUAUGCACUCCCCAAAGCCGGGAUAAGCUUUUUAAUCCUAGUAUCCCUUCUUUGGGCCUUCGUAAUGUCAUCUACAUUAAUGAAACACAUACCCGGCACAGAGGGUGGCUUGCCAGGCGGCUCUGUUACGUUCUUUUUGUACAAGAACGGGAUGUUCAUAAGCGUAUGUUUGCUAAUAAUGUGGCAGAAAAUGUGCUGAACAGUAGCAGAGUGCUGAAUGCCAUUGUAGAGGAGGCUUCAGAAAUGUCUGCUGUAGGUGGUUCUGGUCAGCCGGACCCCAGAAUCCACAGUAAAGUCAAAAAGAAAGCUAGAAGAAUUGUUCAGGAAAUGGUAGCAAAUGUCUCACCUUUUUUAAUCAGGUUAACAGGAUGGGUAUUGCUGAAAUUAUUCAACAGCUUUUUUUGGAAUAUCCAGAUUCACAAAGGCCAACUGGAGAUGGUGAAAGCUGCAACUGAGCUAAAUUUGCCUCUUAUCUUCCUACCUGUUCACAAAUCUCAUAUCGACUACCUACUUCUCACAUUCAUUCUUUUCUGCCAUAACAUCAAGGCACCUUACAUUGCAGCAGGGAAUAACUUGAAUAUCCCCAUUUUCAGCACCUUGAUCCAUAAACUUGGAGGGUUUUUUAUUCGACGAAAGUUGGAUGAAAGUCCUGAUGGCCGGAAAGAUGUUCUAUACAGAGCCUUAUUGCAUGUGCAUGUCCAAGAGUUACUUCGACAGCAGCAGUUCCUAGAGAUAUUCCUGGAAGGCACACGAUCUCGGAGUGGAAAGGCAUCCUAUGCGAGAGCAGGCUUAUUAUCUGUGGUGGUGGAUGCUCUUUAUUCAAAUGCUGCUCCUGAUAUACUAAUUAUACCAGUGGGGAUAUCCUAUGAUAGAAUAAUAGAAGGACAUUAUAAUAGUGAACAACUGGGAAAGCCCAAGAAGAAUGAAAGCCUGUGGAGUGUAGCCAGAGGAGUCUUCCGGAUGCUACGGAAGAAUUAUGGAUGUGUUCGAGUAGAUUUUGCACAGCCAUUUUCCUUAAAAGAAUAUUUAGAUGGUCAAAGCCAGAAACCUGUGCCUGUUCCCCAUUCUUUGGCGCAAACUCUGUUACCAGCUGUACUACCUUCAAGGCCUAAUUGUGUAGUAGAAGAAGGUACAGAAGAUACCGUUGCUGAUUCCAGGGAUGUAACCUGUGAGUCUUUGAGAAGACAAUUAAUAGCUAACUUGGCAGAGCACAUAAUGUUCACUGCUAACAAGUCAUGUGCUGUGAUGUCUACACAUAUUGUUGCCUGUUUGCUGCUCUACCGACACAGGCAGGGAAUUGAUCUUUCCAAGCUGGUAGAAGAUUUCUUCUCCAUGAAGGAGGAGGUCUUGGCUCGGGACUAUGAUUUGGGAUUUUCAGGGAAUUCUGAAGAUGUAGUCAUGCAUGCGAUUCAUCUGUUGGGGAACUGUAUUACUAUCACAAACACCAGCCGGAAUAAUGAGUUCUUCAUCACUCCCAGCACAUCUGUUCCUGCUGUCUUUGAACUAAGCUUCUACAGCAAUGGGGUAUUGCACGUCUUCUUCAAAGAGGCAAUCAUCGCUUGCAGUCUCCAUGCAAUACAGAAUAGAAGACAUAGAAAUGGCGUCAAUGGAAUUUCCCCUAAUAUGAUUAGUCAGGAACAAUUGGUCCGCAAAGCUGCGAGCUUAUGUUAUUUGCUUUCUAAUGAAGGCACUGUUUCAUUGCCCUGCCAGCUGCUAUGUCAAGUGUGCCAUGAAGCUGUUGAGCGGUUCAUACAAUAUGGUAUUCUUUUGGUGGCAGAGCAGGAUGACCAAGAGGAAAUUGUUUCUAGCCUUGCAGAACAACACUGGGAGAAGAAACUCCCAGGACCAUUAUCUUGGAGGAGCGACGAGGAGGAUGAGGACAGUGAUUUCGGUGAAGAGCAGCGGGAUUGUUACUUGAAGGUGAGCCAAUCACAGGAACACCAGCAGUACAUUACCUUCCUGCAGAAGCUACUGGGGCCUUUAUUAGAAGCGUAUAGUUCUGCAGCCAUCUUUAUUCAUAAUUUCAGUUGCCCUGUCAGGGAAUCUGAAUAUCUGCAAAAAUUACACAAAUACUUAAUAACCAGGACUGAAAAAAAUGUUGCAGUAUAUGCUGAGAGUGCCACCUAUUGCCUUGCAAAGAAUGCAGUGAAAGUCUUCAAGGACAUGGGGGUGUUUAAGGAGACAAAGCAGAAGCAAGACUCUAUUCUGGAACUAAGCAGCACUUUCCUACCUCAUUGUCAUCGGCAAAAACUACUGGAAUUCAUUCUGGGUUUUGUUGUUCUGUAGAACACAUCUGUUGAAUUCUGCCAUUCAGAAUGUCAGACUUGGAGAAUGUGACCCAAAACCUCAGAGCUUUUGCUGCUUCCAUAGUAUAAUACAGUGCCAUUUUUGGUAAGGCCUUAUCUGAUCCAAGUCACUGGAAGACAAGUGCCUUCGUACAUAUGCAUGUCUGGACCUAUACAACUUGGUAACACAAUUAAAUACUUACAGAUUUUGAAUGCAAAUAAUAGCCAUGUUUGCAAAAAAAGCAAAAUUGCUAGUUUUUACAAUAACCUGUAUCAAAAUGUUACAUUUUUACAGUAUGAGUAUUACAUCAAGACUAAUGAC